Molecule: messenger RNA, 1736 nt
Organism: Phoenix dactylifera (date palm)
Lineage: Eukaryota; Viridiplantae; Streptophyta; Magnoliopsida; Arecales; Arecaceae
Product: F-box family protein
Molecular function (GO): protein binding
Source: RefSeq, a predicted model, not a curated record
GAAGGCAGUGUUCGAUCCCGUCUCAUUAUGUCGCCUUUCAGGACGAGUCGGUGGAAAGAGAGGAGAGAGAGGAGAUGGGGAGAGCCACGGCAUCGGAGCGAUACGAGGAGCUAGGGUUAGCGGAGGCCCUCUCGCGGCCCUACGACUACCCCACGGCGUGCCGCGAGCUCGGCCUCAUCCUUCGACUCGCCUACGCGAAGCUCCCAAAGGGCCUCCAGUCCCUCGUCUUUCGCGACACCCUCUCCGCCUUCCGCCGCCUCCCGCAAGUGCAAACAGGUUAUGGAAUUUCAUCAGCAAACAUCCUUCUUCAGGCAGCAGAAGUCGUGUUGCCCAAGCAGAAAAAGGCACUAGCUGUUUCAGAGUUCAAGCAUGCUGCGGUUGCACACAAGAGGCACUCCAGAGCUCAUGAAGAUGGAGGUUCAAUGCAAUUACCACAUGAUGUGCUUGUCCACAUCUUCAGUUUUCUGGACAUGCGAUCUUUAGUAACAGCCAGUUCAGUAUGCUGGGCAUGGAAUUCUGCUGCAAGUGAUGAUACAUUAUGGCAGUUGCAGUAUUCCCUUCUGUUUGGAGAGUAUGACAUCAGCCGCCUGCGGACUGGCAAACUAGUUCAAGUCAAGGAUAUGGUUUUCCAUCAAGGCAUAGAACGUGUGGAUGCAAUGACCAAUCUCAACUGGAAGGAAGCUUAUAGAAGAAAAUAUAUAGGUAAUUCAUCAUUGAGAUUCACCUCAAAUAGAGCAUUAUGCGUACAUUGCGAUUCAAUUAUUUGGCUCAGCCACAUGACUUGCGCCAGGCCACACCAUUGUCAUAAGCUUGAGAAUCAGAGAGUAAAAAUAAGACCCCUAUCACCUAAUAAGGUUGUGAAUUAUCUAGUGGGAGAGACUGAAUUAACAUUGUCAUCGUCUGACGAAAGUGAUAGUAGUGAUACUGAUGAAUUGUCGAACCAUGGACAGCGGCUUCUGAAGUUAUGGGCCUAUCCGAAGCUUACAAGCACCAGCUAAAACGUGCCUUGUAGAAUGUUUAAUUUUGGAGGCCUCCCCGCCUCUGCAGUGUGGGCAGCCUGAAAAUGUUCAUCGUGUCACUUCUAAGAGUGCAGGCCAGUUAUGGAAGAUCGGUAUAUGACAUGAUUUGGAAUCCAUGAACAGUGGGAAAUGUGAAGGUACUUAAGCGUUAUUAAACCAUCAUCUUCCAUGAUCAUAUUAUCGAAUUGGAAGUGAUUCGCGAUUGUACUUCAAAUAUGGUUGUAUUUAUUCAACACUUAUAUUUUGCUUGCCAUAUCUAUGUACAUAAUACAGUUUGAAAGUCUGAACCUCAAUCCGGUUUUAGCAGUAAACCAAGGUCUUUCAGACAGUAGAGUAAUCUGUAGGAAACAUCAGCUUCUGUUAUCAGAGAUCUAUGCCCUUCAACUUUAGCUGUUGCCUGAGACGGCCAGCCAAAUGGUGGCUGAUGGAGAGCAGUUCAAGUUGCAAAAUGAAAUAUAUCAUGCUCGAAUUGUGAAUGGGACAACAUGGUCCAAAGUCAUUGUGCUCUGAUCUUUUUUGCCUUUAAAUUGUGUAUUCGUGUAAUUAUUUUGAAGAAUUUGGUUGUACAGAUCAUAGGAACACCACACACAUUUAGAUACAGGAGCUGCAUUCAAAGCCCAUAUCCUGGUCAAUGAGGAUACAAACUGUGAUUGGGUUAAAUCCUGAUUGGUGACAGCAAGUGUACCUCUCUCUAUGCAAUUCAUAUUACUUCGGUUG